Messenger RNA from Brassicogethes aeneus, 1084 nucleotides. The record is from the annotation of a GenBank genome assembly. Lineage: Eukaryota; Metazoa; Arthropoda; Insecta; Coleoptera; Nitidulidae.
UGGCAUAUUUUUGAUACUCCACAAAACUUGUUAAUUUAUAAACCAACCUUCUUUAUCUCUGUUAUAAACCACAGAAACUGUGUUCCAAACAAUGGCAUCUUCUUUAGAAAAUUUGGAAACACAACUCGAAAUGUUUAUUGAAAAUGUCCGACAAAUACAUAUUAUAGUAAGUGAUUUCCAACCACAAAGCCAGAAUGUAUUAAACCAAAAAUUGCAAGCAUUAGUCCAUGGUUUACAAGAAGUUGAUAAACUAAAAUCACAAGUACAGGACGUGGCUGUACCACUUGAAGUUUUUGAUUAUAUUGACCAAGGAAGAAACCCACAGCUAUACACAAAAGACUGCAUUGAGAAAGCUUUGGCGAAAAAUGAACAGGUCAAAGGAAAAAUUGAUGCUUACAGGAAAUUUAAGGCAAACAUGUUGGUUGAACUAAAUAGAACUUUCCCAGCUGAACUAAAUAAGUACAGGGCUCUUCGAGGGGAUGAAUAAAAUUUUAGGUUGUAAGAUGUGUAUGAUUGUUUAUUUUAUAAGGGUAUAGUUAUAUAAGUUUGUUGUAAUUUUAAGUAUAUCUGAAUAUUUGAAAGUAAUUUGUUUUUGUUUAGAACCUUUAGUAACUUUUUGAAUGUUUCCAUAAUUUUCGUUAAUUCUUUAAUUUAAAUUUCUCUAAAUUUUAAUAGAACAAAAAAAUUAACCAUAGAAAUAACUGGACAUGCAGAAUAUAUAGACAGGAUAGUCGACUUCCUAUACUCGACCAGGUACAAAAACGUGUAUAGAUUCCGAGCGGUAGGCGUGGUUUAUUUUUUGACUGACCAAUCAAAUACCGUUUAAUUUUAUGUUUGUGGUAAAAAGAACACCUCUAUUGGAAAGAAAAGAGACGAGAAAGGACCGCCCACCACUAGGAAUCUAUACGGCCAACGAAGUUGACUAUCCUGACAUAUGGUACAUUUUAUGUCUUUAGACAAAAUGAUUGUGUUGAAAAACUGAACCGAAUUGUUAACAGUUUCAUGUAUAAUUUAAUCAUAAAUAAGAUGAUUCUAAAUAAAAGACUGGAUAUUUGUUUAUUUAGGUACUAAAUAAAAUAAAUAG